CUGGUUUCCAAGUUUGGAUUGAAGAGUGUGCUCUGCUUGUUGGAAGUGCCAAAGAACAAGCACUGAAUCAAUUCUCAGCAGAUGUGGAACCACUCAUGGGUCAGCUUUACUGGAUUUUCUGAGUCCUAUAAUGGUACCUUCAAAUUGACAGGACACACAGGUCUCUCUGCAAAGAAUGUGUCUUCUGCAUUCUUCAAUGGCGAGUUGGAGAACGAAAUGCGAGAACGUGGCCAUCUGGACAUGUUCCACAUGGUGAAAGUUGACAUGGACAAAGAUAAAGUUCUUGCUGAAGUUGAAAAGGUUGUGGACGUGUGUUUGCUAUUGAUGAGAUCUGGAAUUGCGAUUUCCUCAUUGUAUGCUCAAGUCAAGAGUCCAUCUUCAAAAGUACCGAUCCCAGGCCUUCCUGAUGUCUGCACCAAUCCUCCUGUUCAUGGACAGGCAUUCUGUUCUCCUCACUGUGAGGCAGUGGAGAAGACAAAUACACAAAGUGGACUUCAUGCAUUCCUCAAGCACUGCCGUGUUUCUGAUUCAACUUUCAAUGAUGUUGCGGCUGUCCUGUCAAAGUUGGAGCCAAGUUCCGGUGGAACCAGUGUUAUUGAAGCUCAAGCUGUUGGCAUGCACAACACAGGAGAGUUUACUGCUCUUGUUGAUGAAUUGAGUGAGUGGCUCAUCGGACAAGGCGUCACCAAUCUCUGGCGACUACAGUUUGAAGAAAAGGAGGCUGUGGUGAAGGAUCUCUUCGUGCACCACAUUUAUCAUCGCGUGCAGAGCUGUAUUCAGCAGUUCACAGAUGGCCUAGGACCUUUGUAUGGGGAAAUGAGGCGUCACCCCAAGGCACUUGGCAGCUUGUUUGUAGUGGACAACAAGCCACUUUCAUUGCCCUCUUUCAGGAAGCUGUAUGACAUCGAGUACUCAGCUCAAGGCUCCAACAACCGAAACAGAGAGGACACUAUAUAUUGCUGGGAACUCUUCCUACAACGUGCAGAAGAGAAAGAUGAAGUUACCCUCGAAAAAAUUCUAGAGUUCUGGACUGGAGCAGGGAAACCCCCACCUGCGGGUUUCAAUCACAAACUACACAUCCAGUUCUUUUCACAGGAGACAGGUGUUCGACGGCUGCCCUCAAGCAGUACCUGGGCAAUGGUACUAUGGUUGCCCCGGGGAGUUGAGGACCCACAACAGUUUCAAGCCAUGAUGACCAAUGCAAUCCUUGAAACCCAAGGGUUUGGGAAAAUGUAGAUCUACCCUUGACAUUCAAGGA
Molecule: messenger RNA, 1258 nt
Organism: Acanthaster planci (crown-of-thorns starfish)
Lineage: Eukaryota; Metazoa; Echinodermata; Asteroidea; Valvatida; Acanthasteridae
Source: RefSeq, a predicted model, not a curated record